CAAAAUCGUACCCAGGCAGGGACUGUGUGGCCUCAGACGUUCACUGCGACGGAAAAUCGGAUGAUCCCUGACAACACACUGGUUGAACAUGCGUGUGUGUCUUGCCUUGUAUUGUUUGACACACCUGUGUCUAAACCUGUGUCUACUGCCGGGAACACAGCCAACACCUGUAACACAGUAUAGGGGCAAAUCCUGCACCAUCUCCAGUCUCGUCGUUGAGGAGAAUGGAAAGAAAUGUAAAAUAAGCAAUAGCGUGUUUCAACACGAAUCAAGAGUUACCGCCCCCGACUGUUCCCUGGCGCUGGACUUGCGCUGUAACACUGGGAGCCUACAAGGAUGCACCAAGACCGACCCUCCCACGUGCAUACAGUUUCCUCCCGCUUGCACCAGGAUCAUCUACUCACGCACCGACACUGUCACGGGGUACACGUGCACCGAGUCCGACUAUGUAGGAUCCUAUAAUCGUCAGGAGUAAACGUGUAAAGAUAUACA
Molecule: messenger RNA, 492 nt
Organism: Haliotis rubra (blacklip abalone)
Lineage: Eukaryota; Metazoa; Mollusca; Gastropoda; Lepetellida; Haliotidae
Exons: 4
Coding region: 89-475 (128 amino acids)
Source: RefSeq, a predicted model, not a curated record